Molecule: messenger RNA, 772 nt
Organism: Vespa mandarinia (Asian giant hornet)
Lineage: Eukaryota; Metazoa; Arthropoda; Insecta; Hymenoptera; Vespidae
Source: RefSeq, a predicted model, not a curated record
UACACGUAUAUAUAUACACGCCAUUGAAUGUAUUAUCUCCCCCUAACGAUACUCUAAAGACGGCAUAACAAAACAUGACUCGUUCUCCCUCUAUUCUUCUCCCUUGUUCUGCUGCUUAUACAUCACUCUUCUCUGUUAACGAAAGCAGCUUUCAUUUUUUCGGUAUAUCACGUUACGGAUCGACAUAUUAUUACAUACUAUAUUCGUAGUAUGUGUGUGUGUAUAGUUCUUUUGUAUAAUACGAAGAAUGAUGUAUUUCACUUACAAUUUAGUAAAAUUGUGCGAAACGUUCACGAAAGCGUCAAAUCAAUAGAACGUAUUCGUUGCUAGAGAAACUAUGUAUAUCGAAUAAACAUUCGAGAAUUUUCAGAGAAGUGCAAUGUUGAUCAAAAAGAAAGUUCGUGAAGCAGUAAUUGUCGGACAAGAUGAUCACUGUAAACAAUAUCAUUUUAAGUUAAGGCAAGUUAAAUCAGCCAUCGACAUGAGUCCUCCAAAAAAUAGAUCCCAUGUUAUUUUCAAUGCAAAACGAGCGCAAUUAGAGCGAGAAAGACAGGCACGAAUUGUGAAAGAUAAUUUUAUUCUUUUACAAAAACUUACUGCCAUUAUGUAUCGCAAACAAAUCAAGGAAAAAUAUCAACGUAUAAGAUGGCAGGAAUCGAAGUGUAUAAAAAUACGCUAAAAUUAUUAAAAAAAUUACUGAAAUAUUCGAAUUUUAAAUUGUAUAUCGUAUCUUGUAUCUUAUACAUUGUUUAGCAAUAAAUAUUAAUUUCUU